This is a messenger RNA of Balaenoptera musculus (blue whale), 1241 nucleotides long. It is a transcript of the gene SMCO1, whose product is annotated as single-pass membrane protein with coiled-coil domains 1. The transcript is spliced from 3 exons. Bases 105 to 737 code for a protein of 210 amino acids. The record is from RefSeq and is a predicted model, not a curated record. Lineage: Eukaryota; Metazoa; Chordata; Mammalia; Artiodactyla; Balaenopteridae.
UGCUGCCUGUUGCUGAGUGGAAGAGAGCAGAAAACCCUGGAUUCAAACCUCUAUUGGGUUUUUGUUUUGCGUGUUUUGUUUCUUUUUCAUUUUGCCUUAAGAAGAUGAACAAUGAAACCACAACCCUGAUAUCCUUAAAGGAGGCAAUGAAAAGAGUAGACCAAAAACUCCAAGUGUUAGAAGCACAGUUUAAAGAACUGGACUUCACCAAGGAUAAUCUGACACAGAAAUUUGAACAUCAUAGCAAGACUUUGGCAAACCAAGCUGCCCAAGAUGAGCUGUGGACAGCAGUUCUGUCAUUCAAGUUCACUCCAAUGGAAUUGAAUAUUUUAUACAGCUACAUCAUUGAAGUACUCAUCCGCUUGCACACUCGUGUGCUUGAGAAGCUGCCAGAUCUGGUGAGAGGUCUUCCCACCUUAGCCUCCAUCCUUAGACGAAAAGUCAAGAACAAGCGCAUUAGAGUUGUGUGGGAGUCUGUCCUGGAGGAACAUGGGAUGCAAGAAGGAGAUAUCACAGCACUGUGUACCUUCUUUGUAGCACAUGGUAACAAGGCAGAAUACUACAUUGCUAAAGUAAGGCAAAUGUAUAUAAAAGAUGUCAAUUUCAUGAUCACUAAUAUGGUAAAGAACCAGGCUCUGCAGGAUGGUUUGCUAAAGGCUGUUCAGGUCAUUGAGAAGGGAAAAGCAGUGAGGGCCCCUGAAGAGCAAAAGUCAUCCCUAGAAGAGUUGAUACCAUAAGCCAAAAGGUAACCUGUUACCCUAGACCCAGAGAUUACACUUCUAGUAAUUUAUCUUGCAAAUGGGAAAAAAUACAUACAUACAAUUUAUUACAGGCUUAUGUUUACAGCAAAAGUGAGGAGAGUGUUACAUUAUGAUAUACUGAUACAGUGGAUACUUUCUGUGUAGCAAUACAAGAGAAUGAAGAAGCUCCUUGUGUAAUCGUAUGGUAAUAUGGAGUUAUCACCAAGAUGUGUUGUUUUAAAAUAUUCAUUUCCAAUAUAUACUGCUAAAUGGAAAAAAACGGGCAAAAACAAACAUAUAGGCUACUAUAUCUAUAAACUUCAUAAACUUCUUCUGGAGAAAUACAUUAAAAAGUGAUAACAUUGGUUUUCUUAGGGAAGAAAACUGAGAGGCUAGGGAUCAAAUAUAGGAGGAAGUCUUUUCAAUGUUAAUACAUUUGUACUUUUUGAAUUUUGAACCAUGUGAAUGUACUAUGUACUAAAAGCAAUAAAUAAAUAAAAC